Molecule: messenger RNA, 2064 nt
Organism: Botrytis sinoallii
Lineage: Eukaryota; Fungi; Ascomycota; Leotiomycetes; Helotiales; Sclerotiniaceae
Exons: 2
Coding region: 1-2064 (687 amino acids)
Source: RefSeq, a predicted model, not a curated record
AUGAGUACAUUACAACUCGAGGCGAAUUCUUCGGUCGAUGAUCUUUCUGCACUACCGGAAGGAGAUCAACAUCAUCUGGAUGCUUUGGAACAUGUGGACGCUGUCGAUUUGAUGGAACCCGAUUCUCUGGAAGUCUCUACUCCACCACCUGAGACGGCUCAGACUCAGAAGCUAUGCCAUUAUUGCAAACAAAUGUUCUCUACAAUUGAGAACCUGAAACGUCUCGCCUCCAGAAAAGGCUAUAAGCACAACACUGUAAUAGGGGUUAAAAACGCAGCGUUUCGCGGAUGCGGGUUAUGUAAAUUUAUAGAAGCAACCUUUGAUUCAUUCGGAAUUGGAAAUUCGUACGUGACGUUGCACACUCGGCUCGCUGAGAAAAGGAUCGAAGAUAGACUGCUCCUUUCCAAGAGGAUCUCGAUGUUUGUUAAAGAAUGCUUACUUCCGAGACUCAAGGGAUCUGCUAAAUUAACUAAAUAUCCGUAUCAUGGAUGCAAAAUUGAUGAACUUGAAGUCAACACCUCCGAAUAUCCAUCCAACCGGCUUUGUAUUUUGGCUGAUGAAGGGAGUCGGGCGGGUGUGUAUAUUGUGCGGCAACCUCUUGUAACCAAGGAUAAUUUUGAAAGGAUCAUCCCCCAAAUAAAGAAAUGGUUAGAUGACUGCCGUCAUCAUCACUCAAAGCUUUGUCGAUAUUCUACACCAAAAUUACCCACGAGAGUACUUCGAAUAGAAUCUGAAACCAAAAGUCUAGUUCGCCUACAUGUGAGUAGACCCGAUCAUAAAGACGACUAUAUUGCUUUGAGUUACUGUUGGGGAGGACCUCAGAGCUUCACAACAACCAAUUCUACUCUGGAACAAAACAAGCGUGGCUUUGAUAUUGAUAAUCUACCUUUGACCUUCAAGGACACGAUUCUCAUCGCGAGGAAACUUGGAAUACGAUACAUUUGGAUUGAUGCACUGUGCAUCAUCCAAGAUAGUGAUCUUGAUAAAGCCAGAGAGAUUGAGGCAAUGGGAGACAUUUUUAAGAAUGCCACGGUGACAAUAUCUGCGGCAAGCGCAACUUCAGUAGACGGGGGGUUAUUCAAUCAUAGACCCUCUCCAGAGUUACUAGAGAUCCCAUUCUGCUUGCCGGACAAAUCCCUGUCGAAGGUAUAUAUUUCUAAGAUAAAACUCAUCGGAGAGUCUCGAGAUCCUAUAAAUCGCAGAGCCUGGUGUUUCCAGGAAUCAAUACUAUCACCCAGACUGCUUUCGUUUCGAUCUACGGAGCUACUAUGGCAUUGCCAGUCUUUGAAGUACGAGCCAGUGGCGAAAAGUAUUUGGACGUACAUGCAGGCAAACGCUAAAGUACCUGCAAAUAUCUUUGGACGCGACGUAGCAAUACAAUUACCAGACGCCCUUCAUCGCGGUCAGAUUUGGAACUCUAUUGUUGAAGACUUCACGGGGCGUGAUCUUACAAAUCCUGAAGAUCGCUUGCCUGCCAUAUCUGGUAUUGCAAAAGAACUCGCUUUGGUAUGGAAUGACGAGCAUGUUUUUGGCGUAAUGAGAAGCACAGUCGAACAACAUUUGUCUUGGAUGGUGCUUCCUCGGCACGAACUUGAUACGCAGCAUGAAAAUGCGAGAAAUGAUCGUGUUCCUUCCUGGUCUUGGGUCUCAAUUGAUUGUCCGAUUUACUUUUACACUUUCCAACCGGUUUUAAAAAUCACAUGUCUUGAGAUUGGCAACACACCAGAGUCCGGGAAACUCGUUCUCAAAGCCAAAGCUCUCUCUUUGAAAGUCCAGCUGAUGAAUAGCGAGCAAGAAAAAAUCUUCCAAAAGUUUUACGAUGUCCCUGAGGAUCUCAAGGCCGAAGCAUGCACACUCGUGCUACUGAAAGAAAGGCCGGAUUCCCAUCCUCGUGGAUUUAAUCAGUCGUUUUUGAUUUUAAAAAGACUGGACAACGGAUACUAUCGGCGUGUUGGUCUAUUUGACCGUGACCUCAGCGGACACGCCUUGAACGAUUGUAUGCAACCUAAAAGUCUUAGGAAUUUAUUCGAUGCUAUUGAGAUGUCUCAAAUAACUAUUGUUUAG